AUGAUAGGAGAUUUUAAAGAUGAUCUUACUGUCAACCUUAAGUUGUUGACUAGAGUCGAUGCCACGAUCCAUCCAAUUCGGCAUCCUGCAAUAACUCUCAUCUGUUGCGUGAUUGAUCCUGAGGUGUCUCAUAUUCUUAAGGUCUUGAAUCUUAAGAGGAAGAACCUGGUGAGGCUUCCGUGUUUAAAGCCACAGGUUUCCAAGAUCAGCUUCAUUAAAGAUAAAAGUGGUAUCAUCAAACCGGGAAGGAGGUGGGAAGACAGGACAUUUUUGAAAGCACUUUCAGCAAUCCCUUCAGCGGUAAUGCAGUCAGAUGGUUACAAACAGUUGGAAGAGAGCUGGCCCUCGCUGUUGUCUGAGUUGCUGGAAACAAUAGCAUUGGUUGAUGAUAAGCCAAACUCAAUCUCCGGUAAGAAAAGAAGUGGUAGCAGUAUAUUCGGGCUAGACUUGGCAGGUGAUGGUGGUGCCGCAGAGUCGGUGAAUCCCCACAUCAGGCGUGUUCGGAGGCGGAAAUUCUUAGCUUCAGAAUGCACACAGGUGAAGGUUUAUCUAGUGCUGGUAAUCCCUUCAUCACUGGAAACAAAAGUGAAGGUGGUGGAUGAUGCAUCAAUCAUGCCUUCACAACUCAAAGACGAGAAGAUCUGCCUACUUAAUAUCAUGCAAGAUGUUAAAGAAGAAACCGAUUAUUAA
Molecule: messenger RNA, 690 nt
Organism: Oldenlandia corymbosa var. corymbosa
Lineage: Eukaryota; Viridiplantae; Streptophyta; Magnoliopsida; Gentianales; Rubiaceae
Source: the annotation of a GenBank genome assembly